Messenger RNA from Dryobates pubescens (Downy woodpecker), 1239 nucleotides. Its product is annotated as complexin-3-like. Gene Ontology annotation, biological process: neurotransmitter transport; synaptic vesicle exocytosis; regulation of neurotransmitter secretion. Gene Ontology annotation, molecular function: syntaxin binding. Bases 427 to 882 code for a protein of 151 amino acids. The record is from RefSeq and is a predicted model, not a curated record. The transcript is spliced from 3 exons. NCBI's taxonomy places the organism in Eukaryota, Metazoa, Chordata, Aves, Piciformes, Picidae. Gene Ontology annotation, cellular component: SNARE complex; terminal bouton.
GCACCUCCAAACCUGCUGUGCUGGUGUGGGUGGCUCUGGGUGCCCAUAAUGCAGUACUCCCCACCCCAGCAGGAUCUGACCCUGUGGUUGCCCUCCACCAGGCCCUGUGCGAUGGGGGGAGAGGGAGGAGGAGUCUUUUAGUUCAGUCUGGGGUGCACUGGGGUUCAGUGACUCCUUCCUCCUCCCCAGUGACCUGACUGGGGAACAGCCCCCUGUCUCCCCACACUGCUAUCCCUACCAAGCACCCCUGGGUGCAGCAAGCAGCAUGGGAAGUGGCUGUGGCUUCCCCUCCUAAUGCUUUAAUCCACCCCUGAUCCGCAGUGCCCCUGGAGCACUCGGUCCCACUGACCUUGCAGGCACUGGCCCCAGGAAGGGACCCAGUGUUGCUGGGCACCGUGGGGCACAGCCUGCCACAGCCACCCACCCAUGGCCUCCUUCUUCAUGACUGCCCUGAAGAGCUUCCAGAGGGGCGAGGAGGAGCCACCCAAGGGCCCCCCCAAGGAUGGCAGGGCGGGCACGCUGCCCAACGGCAUGGCCCGCGAGGAGUUUGAGGAGUACCAGCGGCAGCUGCUGGAGGAGAAGAUCGAGCGGGACAAGGCCUUUGCCCAGAGGAAGGCGGGCCGGGCUGCCGUGCGGAUGCACCUGCGGGACAAGUAUCACCUGGCCCAGGACGAGCGGGACGAUGCCCAGCUGCAUGUGGCUGGGGGCACGGCGGAGCUGCCGCAGGAGCUGGCUGCCAUGGUGCAGGGUGAGGAGGAGGAGGAUGGAGACGCCGGGGUCUUCACCUUCCUGACGAAGCUGCGGGAGGUGGAGCUGCCGGCGCUGCGGGACCGUGCGCUGGGCGGUGUGGAGGGGGUGAAGGAGAAGUGCUCCCUGAUGUAGCAUCGCUGCGCGGGGCCCUGCCGGGGGUGACAGCAGCAGCGCUGGGGCUCAGUUCCUGCAUGCCCAGGAGUGAUGAGAUGAGGGUGUCUCGGGAGGCGCUGCCUGAGGGAUCCGAUCCAUGUGCUGGGUCUGGGUUUCCUCCCCAAAACCAUUCCCUGUUACCUUUGCGGAGUGCACUGAGUCAGUGCGGAGAUGCAGGACGCCUGAGUCCACUCUGGUCUUGCUGUCUGAGUCCCUCCCCCACAGUACCCCUGGUGUGAGUCCUGAGAUGGGCAGGCAGUAGUCUCUGAUGCUCCGUCACCCCCAGGAACCCACCCUGGGGCCUCACAAAGUGUUUGCCUCAAUAAACAUAGUGUU